This is a messenger RNA of Symbiodinium sp. CCMP2456, 735 nucleotides long. NCBI's taxonomy places the organism in Eukaryota, Dinophyceae, Suessiales, Symbiodiniaceae. The record is from the annotation of a GenBank genome assembly.
AUGCUGACAGCAGAGCCAAGGCGAGUGCGAGUUGCUCGACAAGCAGAGCCCCUUAUGCCGUGGAGGAUUCCAAACACGCAGCGCUUUCAGUGGCUUUCUGUGCGAGAGCUGCUGCUGCGAGAGAGAAUCCUGAUGGUCUCGGAGUACAUCGAUGACAACAUGGCCAAUGCGUAUCUGGCAAUGUUGCUUUACCUUCAGUCAGAAGAUGCCAAGAAACCAGUACAAAUUUACUUUUCCAGCCCCGGAGCGGCUUUGAAGCCAGCACUGGCCUUAUAUGAUACCAUCGGCCAACUGAAGGCGAAAGGCUGCAAAGUCACCACCGUCAGCUACUCUCUUUGUGCCGGAAUGGGUGCUUUCUUAGCAGCCGCUGGCUCGCCUGGGCGGCGCUUUGCAACACCUAACUCGCUCUUUCUUCUGUCCAAAACAGGUCAGGCUACCGAAAUCGAGUUGGAGGCAAAACAGAUGCUGCGAGAAAGUGAGCGUAUAGAGGAGGAGCUGUCCAGCAUUACUGGCAGACCUAUGGAGCAGAUCCGAAAGGACUUGCGACGAAAUUUCUACCUCACCGCAGCAGAGGCAGUCGAGUAUGGUCUCAUAGACAAGGUGCUUGUGCCAGAGGACGACAAGGGCUCAAAGCUGGACAAGGGCACUCGGGACCCAUGGAGUGGCCAGGUCGUCAAGCCAGAGGUCGGGUUUGGGGUUUUCGCAGACCCAGAUCAGCCUCGAACAGCUGUCUGA